CUUGCAAGUUGAGUUUUGCGAGUUUCUAUUGGACCAAUCUUUUAUAAUGUGGCUUCUGGAAUGGUGAAUUCAUUUAAAUAAAUUUCAUAUCCAACUGUUUGUUUUAUAAACUUCGCAUCUUUCAUCCACGCUUUUAACAAUUAAUUCUUUGGAAGCAUGAAAACUCGAAGAGGGAAACGAUCUGAGGCAUUUUGGCCAUCGAUUGUGAUGAAAAAAUGGUUGAAUAUUCAACCAAAGAAUAAUGAUUUUAGUGAAGACGAAAUCGAUACAGAAACUGAAAGUGAAGAUGAUGAUGCUUGCUCUCUUAAAGACGAACAGAUGGAUUUCAAGGAUGAGAAUUCUCCUAGAAUGCAGAGGAACAUGUCUGCAUGCUCGAUUCACACCUCAACUGUGAAGCCUACAAAGACGUUGGUAAACCACAAGAGGGGGAAAUCGGAGGAUGUUCAUAAUAUUAAAAGAAAAGAUGUGAGGAUAAUGAUCGGGACUUGGAAUGUUGCGGGAAGGCUUCCCGUUGAUUGCCUUGAUAUCGACGAUUGGCUUUGUAAGGAUGAACCAGCUGACAUAUAUAUUCUCGGAUUCCAAGAGGUUGUCCCUUUGAAUGCGGGUAAUGUACUCGGAUCUGAGACUCGAGCGCCGAUAUCAAAAUGGGAGGCAAUCAUUCGAAAAUAUCUCAAUAAAUCAAGAGAACCUGAAGUCAUACCCAAAAGCUAUAGUGCUCCGACAUCUCCUGUUAAUGAGAUCAAAAGCAAUGCGGAUUCCUCGUCAACAGAAAUAACAGAUCCCAACAAGAAAGUGCUCACUUCAAUGAUCGGGUUAACCGGAUUUUACGGCCUCGAUUGGCCCGAAUAUUCAUUGGAUAUAAAACAUGAUAUUUGUGUUUCUGGUAAAAAAUUGCGUAGAAUGCUAAGUAGCUCUGAUCGAGUUCGUAAUGACUGGUUCACACAUGAAGGUAGCAAUUUUGGUCCGCGAGGUCGUGUGGUUGAUCUUGGAGGUUUGAGAAGGGUGCGUCAUAGCUCGAGUGACCUGGGCUUGUUAUGGAUGGAGCAACAAGAAAGGGCUGAUUUCGUUCAUUCUCUUUAUGAAAGAGUGUUGGAAGAAAAUGGUAACUCUUUUAUAGAAGGAAUGGAAACUGAACACGAGAUACCAUCGAUAAAAAGUAGCGGAAAUUUUCGUAGGUAUGUGCGAAUCAUGAGUAAGCAGAUGGUAGGGAUAUACCUUUCGGUUUGGGUUCGAAAAAGGUUGAGAAGACAUAUCAAGAACAUAAUAGUAACACCCAUUGGCAUAGGGCUUAUGGGGUAUAUGGGUAAUAAGGGAUCUAUUUCCGUUAGCAUGUCUCUUUAUCAAACACAAAUAUGUUUCGUUUGUUCUCAUUUGACAUCGGGACACAAGGAUGGGGAUGAAACGAGGCGCAACUCUGAUGUCAUUGAGAUCUUGAGACGAACUCGCUUCACGUCGGCGUUAGAUCCUGACCAAUAUCAAACAAUUCCAUCUCAUGAUCAGAUAUUUUGGUUUGGCGAUCUGAAUUAUCGUAUCAAUAUGGCGGAUGUAGACGUUAGAAAACUAGUUGUCUUGAAGAAGUGGGAUAAACUACUCUAUAAGGAUCAACUAUGUAAUGAACUUGGAAGUGGGCGUGUCUUCGAUGGAUGGAAGGAGGGCGAUAUCAAAUUCCCACCCACUUACAAGUACGAAAUCAAUUCGGAUCGCUAUGUAGGUGAAAGUCCAAAAGAAGGGGAGAAAAGAAGGACACCAGCAUGGUGUGAUCGUAUUUUAUGGUUGGGAAAAGGCAUAAAACAAGUUAGUUACAGUAGUGUGGAUUUACGAAUGUCUGAUCAUCAACCUGUCAGAUCGGUUUUUUCGAUUGAGGUUGAAGUCUUUGAUCCUAGAAAGCUUCGUCAAGCUCUUAAUUUGACUAGAACAGCCAUUCUUCCGGAUAUAAUCACGGAUGACGAACAUGAAUUGCAAUUAUAGAAAAGAGGUUUAAGUUCAAAAAUUCUAGUUCAUUGAUGAGAUUAGUAUUAAUAUCGGGUUUACAUAAUUAUUAGUGUGAAUGUGGAUCUAAGCUCAACGGGUACAUUUAUUUGUUAUUGACCAAGCAUCCAUUGACAAAUAACUUGUCAAUUUAUUCAAAUUUCUACAAAAAUCUUGACAUUAAAGUUAAAAUAUAUAUAUUAAUCAGC
Molecule: messenger RNA, 2177 nt
Organism: Lactuca saligna
Lineage: Eukaryota; Viridiplantae; Streptophyta; Magnoliopsida; Asterales; Asteraceae
Source: the annotation of a GenBank genome assembly